AUGGUCUCACAUGAACCUAACCAGGGGAGCGUCCAACCGAGAUCAUUUCUUAUUUCACUAACCAACACCACUCACCAUCCAACCAACACCACCCACCACCACCUCCUACCACUCGCCACCACUAACCACCUAUCUCCACCACCUACGACACAACACCACCAUCCACCCACCACCACCAUAUACCAACCACCAUCCACCACCCAUCACUCAUCACCACCACCACCACCCACCUCCACGACCAUCCCACCCAUUACCCCCACCACUAACCACCACCCAUCACCACUACCCACCUUUAUCACCUAUUACCGCCACCUCCACCAUCAUCCAUCACAACCAACCACCACCCGUAACCACCACCCACCACUACAACCAAUCACCACCAACCACCAUCACAACCACCCACCUCCGUCAACCCUACCAUCAUCACAAUCAUCCACCACCACAACCAGCCAUCACCCUCAACCACUUGGAACUACCACCCACCACUACCCCCAAUCAUCACCAACCACCACCUGCAACCACCAUCACUACUACCCGCUUCCCCUACCUAUCACCACCACCAUCUCGUGCAUCACCCAUCAAAACCACAUGUCACCACCAUCUCACCACCGACUACCACCACUCAUCACCUCCACCUGUCUCCAUCACCUAUCACCAUUAUCCCACCACCACCCACCAUCCGCCACCACCAACUACCACCACUUUCCACCAACAUCAUCACCACCCAUUACCUACCACCACCACCAUCCUCCACUAAACAUCACCACACGUCACCACCACAUACACCACCACCCGUCAUCACCCACUCAUCAACACCACAACCACCGAGCCGCCCAACAUAACCCCUAUCACCACUACUACCCACCAACCCAUUGGUUGUUCUCGUAUAUAUAA
Molecule: messenger RNA, 894 nt
Organism: Lactuca sativa (garden lettuce)
Lineage: Eukaryota; Viridiplantae; Streptophyta; Magnoliopsida; Asterales; Asteraceae
Source: RefSeq, a predicted model, not a curated record